UAGCCCUGCCCAUCGGUUCGUAUUUUCCUUGCGCGCACUCGAGUUUCUUUGACACAAAGCGCGCUCCCGCGGGACAUCAUUGCUCAUGAAUGUAUAAUACAAUUGUCCAGCUGUGAGUGACCCAAGAAGUGAGUAUGGCAGGGGGACGCCGGGGCCCUAACCGGACGUCAUACUGCCGGACUCACCUUUGUGAUCCUGGAGCAUCAGGGGGUGCUGUCCAUGGAGCAAACCCUACUGUCAGUGGUGUGCGGUCACGAGCAAGGAGUAGCUCUAGCACUGGCCUGUCCAGCCCUCCUCUGGCAACUCAGACCGUUAUCCCUCUGCAGCAUUGCAAAAUCCCUGAGCUGCCUGUUGACCGUCACCUCCUGUUUGAGCUCCAGCUUUUCUUUUGCCACCUGAUCGCCUUGUUUGUGCACUACAUAAAUAUCUACAAGACUGUCUGGUGGUACCCACCCUCCCAUCCUCCAUCACACACAUCUCUGAACUUUCAUCUCAUUGAUUUUAAUGUGCUGACACUUACAACCAUUGUUCUAGCAAGAAGGCUAAUUGGUGCAAUUGUACGUGAGGCCUCCCAAGGAGGAAAGCUGUCAUUACCACAUUCUCUGCUGCUGGUUGCCACACGGUUUGCAGUGCUGACCGGAACUGGCUGGAGUCUAUGCCGCUCAAUUAUUCUCCUGUUUAGGACCCACUCGUUUCUCAACUUGCUUUUCCUGUGCUACCCGUUUGGUAUGUACAUCCCUUUCUUGCAGCUGGGCUGUGAUUUCAGACGCUCUGGGAUUUUCUCACCUGUGCCUGGUUCCCAUGUUAGUGGAGAACUGGGGUCUGUGGAGAAAGGAGGGCGGGAUUACCUGACAAUAUUGCAGCACAUGUGGAGAUUACAUAUGCCCAGCACUGAGCCACUUCCUACACACGCAUGCUGCCUUUCACCUGACCUGAUCCGCAGUGAGGUACACUACUUGAAGCUGGACUUUAACUGGCGUGUACGAGAGGUGCUUCUCAGCUCGAUGCUGUCUGCUUACUACGUGGCAUUUGUGCCUGUCUGGUUUGUGAAGAGCACACAGUAUUAUGAUAAGAGAUGGUCCUGUGAACUCUUCCUUCAAGUAUCCCUGAGCACUUCUGUCAUUCUUACCCAACAUCUCCUACCUGCGCGCUACUGUGACCUUCUUCACAAAGCUGCAGCUCACCUAGGCUGCUGGCAGAAGGUGGAUCCUGCUCUUUGCUCUAAUGUACUGCAACACUCGUGGAUGGAAGAGUGCAUGUGGCCACAAGGGGUGCUGGUUAAACACAACAAGAAUGUCUACAAAGCUGUUGGUCAUUACAAUGUGGCUGUUCCUUCUGAUGUAUCCCAUUUCCGCUUCCAUUUCUUUUUCAGUAAUCCCCUGCGUGUCCUGAAUAUUUUAACAGCCUUAGAAGGAUUUCUGAUCUUUUACCAGCUAUACUCACUCCUCUCUUCAGAGAAGUGGCACCACACAAUUUCUCUGGCCCUCAUACUUUUCAGUAAUUACUACGCCUUUUUCAAACUGCUUCGUGACCGCAUUGUCCUGGGCAAAGCAUAUUCCUAUUCUAAUGCCUCAGAUAUUGAGCAGAAACUGAACUGACAUGUUCUCCACUUCGGCCAGAGCUCUGUAUUUUUGUUACAAUUGCUUUGUUUCUUUGUGUAAUUAAAAGGAAGAGCUUAUUUUUUUACUCUGA
Messenger RNA from Pelobates fuscus (common spadefoot toad), 1692 nucleotides. RefSeq names its product transmembrane protein 39B (gene TMEM39B). Lineage: Eukaryota; Metazoa; Chordata; Amphibia; Anura; Pelobatidae. Gene Ontology annotation, cellular component: membrane. The record is from RefSeq and is a predicted model, not a curated record. The transcript is spliced from 9 exons. The coding region runs from base 135 to 1598 and encodes 487 amino acids.